AUGCCUGUAUUCUUCGCCUUAUCAACUGGGGGUCCUUUCGUCCUUUCACCGUAUCCCCUCAAAAGCCCCAAACUUUUCCCAUUCCCGAGUGAUCCCUUUUUGUUUUUAAUAAACGUUACACCUACUGGAUCCAAGGCGCAUGGCAACUCUACGAGUUCAACAGAUUCGAGUGGACCAACUCUCCCCUUGAGUAAUCCUCCUACUCAUACGCAGUAUCACAACACUGCUACAUCAGCUUUAUACGAUGCAAACAAUAUUCCAAGAAAUAACUCAGUUCACAAUGGCCUCAACAAUCAACGUUCAAAUCCCACUUCAAAUAAUGUGGCAGAUAAUACAUCCAACGUUCAUCCGCCACCAGCUCCACCACCGCAAGUUGAUGGAGAGAGGAAUAUCAUAGAAUCUACAGAAAACGAGAAACCCAAGAAGAAGAAUGUUGCCACUCGAUUUUGGUUUACCGGUAAACAUAUUAUACUUUCAAGUUAUAUCAAUAUCUUGUUGGUAUUUGUACCGGUUGGUAUCGUAGCCUAUGCAAUUGACCUUAGCCCAGGUAUCAUCUUCGCGAUGAACGCAAUUGCUAUUAUACCUUUAGCAGGUUUACUCAGUCAUGCGACGGAAAGUGUGGCGAAGAGAAUGGGUGAUACUAUUGGUGCUUUGAUGAAUGUUACUUUUGGUAAUGCUGUUGAGCUUAUCAUUUUUAUGUAUGUCUACCUCAUAAGAGAUCAAGACAAGAAAAAUGAAAUUCGUAUCGUUCAAGCUUCCUUGCUCGGCUCAAUUCUAGCAAAUCUACUCUUGAUUUUAGGCAUGUGUUUCUUGGUUGGUGGACUGCGCUUCCGUGAACAGAUCUAUAAUAGUACUGUCACACAAAUGAGUGCUUGUCUUCUAAGUUUGAGCGUCAUGAGUUUAUUGCUUCCGACUGCUUUCCAUGCAUCCUUCAAUACUACGACUGCAGAAAAUAAGGCCAACACCAGAGUCUUGCAAGUCAGUCGCGGUACCAGUGUUGUCCUCCUUUUGGUGUACGCCAUGUAUCUUUUGUUUCAAUUAAAGUCACAUGCAUACAUGUAUGAAAGUACUCCUCAACAUAUUAUUGAUGAAGAAUCAGCUCCUGGCCCUGUUGCAGCUUGGAUGGACUCAUCUUCUGACGAUUCAUCCUCUUCAAGCUCUGAUUCUGAUGGCUCCAGUGGUUCCAACACUACUGCCAAACGUGUCAAGAGACUUAUCAGAGGUGGUAGACGUCGUAAGUCGAGUUCAGCAUCCAAAGAUACUGUAGACGUUGAGGCUCUUCGAACGCCCUCUUUCGGUAAUGGAAGCAUCAACCACGCAGUUGAAGGUCGUGGAUCCACUGGCGAUGAUCAUCGUACAGGUGCUAUUGAUCUAGCUGAAGAUGGUGAUGAUGAGCGUCCUAGAAGAAGUCGCAAUGGUUCAUUCACAAACUAUGUCAUGACCAGAAAGGAACAUAAGAAAGAACGCAAACUACAGAAAAAGGAAAAGAAGGCUCGUAAGAAAGCUACCAGGCAUCAGCAAACCAUCAAUGAAGGUGUUGUACCUGAUGUCGUAAAUGAGAAAGCAGCAGCGGCGGAACAAAAUGAUUCUGAUCCACGACGUGUUGAUUUUGCCAUGAUGGAAAAUUCUGAAGCUCAGCAAGAUAAUAAACGACCAUUUACUCUUCGCGGAAUUACUUCCAACAUUCGACCUCAAAUUCCAAAAACUUUCUCUCAAAAUGUCUUUACUAAUCCAGCACCUACCGGUACUCCACCACCUGGAAAUAUUCCUCGCGUUCGUAUGGGAAUUCGUCGCACAAAUUCUUUGCCCGAUCGUCUCAAUCAGACAAUGUCACACCCAGCUGGUGCUCCCGCAAAUUUAGCGCCCAUUCGAAUAACCAGCACCGCUGUGGCAGUUAAUAAGGUUCCUAUGGAUAAUGAGGAUGAAAAUAUCUCUCGUACUACAGCCAUCGUUUUACUUCUUCUCUCUACUGGUCUCGUCGCAGUUUGUGCCGAAUUCAUGGUUGACAGUAUCAAUGCUGUUGUUGCUAGUAAUUCUGGUUUGAGUGAGGCUUUUAUUGGUCUUAUCAUCUUACCUAUUGUUGGUAAUGCUGCCGAGCACGUUACUGCUGUUACGGUUGCUAGUAAGAAUAAAAUGGAUUUGGCAAUUGGUGUUGCUGUUGGUUCUUCUAUUCAAAUUGCUCUAUUCGUUACUCCCUUCAUCGUCUUACUCGGCUGGUGUAUGUCCAAAGAAAUGACAUUAUACUUCACCCUUUUCGAAACCGUCUGUCUCUUUGUCUCGGCUUUCAUUGUCAAUUUCUUGGUUCUGGAUGGAAGAUCCAAUUAUCUCGAAGGUGCACUUCUUUGCGCAGCAUAUGUGAUUAUUGCGGUAGCAGCUUUCUUCUACCCAAGUACAGAGGAUCAAAGUAAUUUGGGUGGAAAUGCUGAUGCGGCUAAGAUGAUGGUUAGAAGUUUGAUGGGAAUUUGA
Molecule: messenger RNA, 2466 nt
Organism: Sclerotinia sclerotiorum 1980 UF-70
Lineage: Eukaryota; Fungi; Ascomycota; Leotiomycetes; Helotiales; Sclerotiniaceae
Exons: 8
Coding region: 1-2466 (821 amino acids)
Biological process (GO): intracellular calcium ion homeostasis; calcium ion transmembrane transport
Cellular component (GO): fungal-type vacuole membrane
Molecular function (GO): calcium:proton antiporter activity
Source: RefSeq, a predicted model, not a curated record